UCUGGCCACAACCGUCAUAACGCACGGACAUGCGUUAACGACGUUAAUAAGCCCUGCGUUAAGCUGUUCGGCGUUAACAUAUCGGAUCCCAAGCCAAACGUAACGGCGUUAAGAAAGAGCGUCAGUUUGGGAAACCUACAGUCUCUCCCCGGUAACGCCGCCGCCGCCGCCGCAGAGGAUUCCAGUCUCGCCGGUAACGCCGCCGCCGCCGUAGAGGAUUCCGGUUAUCUCUCGGACAGCCUGAUUUCUUCUAAGAAGCGGAAAGCCGCUCAUGAAAAGAAAAAGGGAAAGCCUUGGACGGUAGAGGAGCACCGGACGUUCUUAGCCGGUCUGAAGAAGCUCGGAAGAAGCAAUUGGAGUGACAUUUCUAAGAAAUUCGUGACCACGAGGACCCCGGCCCAGGUGGCUAGCCACGCCCAGAAGUAUUUCAUCCGACAGAACAUCAACGGCAACAGAAAACGACGGGCCAGCCUCUUCGACAUGCCCCUUAACGACCACGAGGAAGAUGACAGCCCUCAACAACCUUCGACGGAUGCACCUGCACCAUCGAAGACUCUCGCUGAGACUGAUACCACCCCUUCGGUUAAACCGACAAUCUUACCGAGAGAACCGGUUCAGGAUAUUGCAAGAUACGAUAUUUUGAAUCCCUUUCAGAAUCUAAGUAUGGAAUACGGACGAAUCUACCAAACAAUACCACAUGACUACUAUGCUCCUCCGUAUCUCGUAUUUCCUCAAAUGUUUCAUUCCGCCAAAGCUGGGGGCUUUCAGACGGUUCACCCGUCCGGUAUACCGGCUCCGAGGCAUAUACCGACCGGUAUGCCUCCACCUUAGGCGGACCGAGCUUCCGAUUUUACCCAAAAAGCCGGUUAAGAACUUCAGAUACAUGGGACAGCCAAGAUCCCCCCGGGAGGAACCAAUUAACGCUUUUUCACUUAAUAUUUUCUCUUGGAAUCGGUUUAUAUUUCUGUAAUUGAUUAGUUAUAUAUAUAUAUACACCAAAGUUUUGUCCCGUC
Tarenaya hassleriana is the source of this 1013-nucleotide messenger RNA. RefSeq names its product transcription factor MYB1R1-like. The record is from RefSeq and is a predicted model, not a curated record. The transcript is spliced from 5 exons. Gene Ontology annotation, biological process: response to auxin; response to gibberellin; response to ethylene. Lineage: Eukaryota; Viridiplantae; Streptophyta; Magnoliopsida; Brassicales; Cleomaceae. Gene Ontology annotation, molecular function: DNA binding. The annotation marks the transcript as partial.